UGCGUUGUUUUAUGCGGUGACGACUUUGUGAUGUGGUCUGAAAGUUCGCAAUUUUUGUAGUGGGUUGGAAAUCAAAAUAGGAAAUCAGAGAAGAAGAAAAAGUUGACAAUUUUAGCUUCAAGAGCAAUUAUGCAAUGCAGAUUUAUGCGAUAUCACGUUACCAUUCAUCACGUAGCAUGUUCAGUGUGGUAACUGAUACAGCAGGCAUUCGUUAAGUUUUUACGAUUAGUUACUCAUUAAUUUGCAGUUUCAACAGUCGCAUAACGUUUCCCGUUUCAUAACCAAAAUGCGUAAAAAUCAAAGCACAAAGGCUCCAGCUGCAGUCUCCCAGCGUAUUACUCGUCUGAAAUCUCGUGAAAUGUCUACCAAGCCUGCACCUGAAAGGAAGCUCAAAUCCGAAAAAAAAGUCGUCAUUGUCAAUAAAAAUUUAAAAAAAGUCAAUGUUAGUGCAAAAAACAAAACUUUGCACCUAUCAAAGGAAAGUGUAUCUCUAAGAAACAAUCGAACACCAGUGAGACGUUUACGUCCUCGUCAAACUAGAAGAAAUUAUUGUGAAGACUCAAGAUUACUGCAGCAAUUCAUUUCACCAAAGCAGCAGGACAGUAUGGUGAUAAUAGAAAAGUUGAAAGAAAAUGUAGAAAGUAAAAAAGUACCUGUAUAUAAAGCUGCAGAACCUGAGAAAUCCUCAGAAGACAAGAAGGAUGUAUAUGAUUUUAAAUUUGACUCAAAUGACACUAAAGAAAAAGCUCCUAAAAAGAAAUUAAGGAAAAGAAAUGUUAACAAAGAGAAAGGCAAACCGAUCAAGAGAACAACACGUAAAAAAGUUAUUGCAAAAACACGUAGUCAUAAGAUAAUUGAAUCUCCUAAGAUUGAUGCAGAUCCUUCUGUGAAGAUUAUUCAGAAUGAUUCUCCUUUAGAAUUUGUAGCUACAACAUCAACAAAGGAAAAUAAUAUGAAAAAAAUUGAAAUAAAUAAAGAUAUUCAGACACUGAAAGAAUUAGUAAACAAGAAUAUUGAGAAAGAGGUUGAAUCACCAAGAAUAGAUGCAGAUAAUCAGAUGAUACAAGUACUGAAUAAUACUGGAGGCCACAUAGAAGCACCAAGAGUAGACAUAAAUAUUCAUGAAGCAACAACUUUUUCUGGCACAUUUAUAGAGCAAGUUAGAAAGGAAAAUACAAGCAAGCCAAGAAUUAUAUCUAUUGAAAAUGCAAAUAAUAUUAUAGUCACUACAUCCCCACCUAAGAAAACUGACGUGCAGCCCUUUCGGCCCAAGAAUAUAUUUGAUAAUAAAACCUUAUCAAAAGAACAUGACAGCACAUUAAGAUCUACCGUAUUGAUGAAAACUUUGUCCCCCAUCGUAAAGACGACGAGUACUUUUGAUUUUGGAAGUCCCUGGCGACCUCCAAUAUUAACGUUCUCUAAAACUAAACACUUUAUUCAAAGUACACCAUAUAAGGACUUUGAAACAAAGAAAGGAAAUAAAGAAAUAAAGAAAAAGAGCAUUGAAAUAAGUAAGGAGAUCAUGGAACCAAAUAAGGAGAACAUGGAACCAAGUAAGGAGAAUAUGGAACUAAAUAAGGAGAAUAUGGAAUCAAAUAAGGAGAACAUGGAAAUAGAUAAAGAAAAUAUAGAUAUGAAUAAAAAAAAUAUAAACCGAAGAGACAAAGAAAGAAGAAAGAAAUCUAUCAGUCCUCGCAAAAAGCACGUAAUUCUGAAGAAACUUCCAAGUCUAGAAAAUCAGACUCCACAGAAACUUCGAGCGGCAGUUGCACAGAAAUCUGUUGUACAACCAGCACCUGCCAGAAUAUCCCUGGGAGAAAUAAAGAAUGUGUUAUUAAGACCUAAUAAUAAUGUUAAUGGAGAUAACAAACAAACAAUAGAGCCAAUGCAUACUGAAGUUAAUAAGUUGAUCAUAGAGCAAAAGAAACAAUUUGUAGAUGUUCUCAAUUUUUCCGACACAUUUGAUAUGUUGCCUGAAGAUGAAAAAAUAUCAAAUGUUGAAAAUGAAAUUCCCUUGUUUAUGGAUUUAGAACCUUCACAUUUUUCAAAGCCACCUCAACAUUCAUACAGGAGAAAACGUGCCGUAAAGUUCGAUUUUUCAGAAGAUAACAAUGAAGAAAAUGAAAAUAUCAAAUUACAUCCAAAGAAGAAAAAACCUACAAAAUCGGAAAAAGAGCACGAGAAAAAAAUUAACGAAUGGAUAAAAACAGUUAACAAUACAUUCCAGGAAAUCGAAGAAUAUGACUUGUUUAUUGAAUAACAUAGAAAAUGAUUGUUACUUAUACUUCAAAAUUCUAAAAGACCUGAAAAAGUUCAAAGCUGCACAAAUUAAUGAGUUUAAACUUUUCUUAUUUUUUAAUUUAUGUUUGAAACUUUAUGGUAACGAUAUUUAAAUGCACGUUUCUCCUUUAUAUUCUUUUAUUUCGAUAUUUUCUUUACAUAUAAAAUUAUAUCC
Molecule: messenger RNA, 2455 nt
Organism: Acromyrmex echinatior (Panamanian leafcutter ant)
Lineage: Eukaryota; Metazoa; Arthropoda; Insecta; Hymenoptera; Formicidae
Source: RefSeq, a predicted model, not a curated record